Messenger RNA from Chrysochloris asiatica (Cape golden mole), 300 nucleotides. Its product is annotated as c-X-C motif chemokine 13-like. The record is from RefSeq and is a predicted model, not a curated record. The transcript is spliced from 4 exons. Gene Ontology annotation, molecular function: chemokine activity; CXCR chemokine receptor binding. NCBI's taxonomy places the organism in Eukaryota, Metazoa, Chordata, Mammalia, Afrosoricida, Chrysochloridae. Bases 1 to 300 code for a protein of 99 amino acids. Gene Ontology annotation, cellular component: extracellular region. Gene Ontology annotation, biological process: antimicrobial humoral immune response mediated by antimicrobial peptide; inflammatory response; cellular response to lipopolysaccharide.
AUGAAAUUCACUUCCACAUCUCUGCUUCUGCUGGUGCUGGCCAUUAACAUGCCUUCAAUCCAGGGUUUUCUGGAGGCCAAUUACACGCACUUUAAGUGUAAGUGCAUCCAAGAGACCUCAGCGUUUGUCCCCCUGCAGCAAAUUCAGCAGCUGCAAAUCUUCCCUGCUGGCAGUGGUUGCCCAAAUGUAGAAAUCGUAAUCUGGAAGAAGAAUAGGACAACUGUAUGCUUGAAAUAUGGCAGUAAAUUUUUCCAAAGAAUUCUGAAAAUGUCCCGUAGGAUUAAUCAAAGUGAAGAGUGA